This is a messenger RNA of Phialemonium atrogriseum, 1674 nucleotides long. RefSeq lists its product as uncharacterized. Gene Ontology annotation, biological process: GCN2-mediated signaling; regulation of translational initiation. NCBI's taxonomy places the organism in Eukaryota, Fungi, Ascomycota, Sordariomycetes, Cephalothecales, Cephalothecaceae. The transcript has a single exon. Gene Ontology annotation, cellular component: cytoplasm. Bases 63 to 1436 code for a protein of 457 amino acids. The record is from RefSeq and is a predicted model, not a curated record.
CGGCGGCGACGCCGGCGACGCCGUCGAAGCGGGCCAAGUACCCGGAGGAGCCCAACGGUUUCAUGACGGGCCCUGUGGAGAUGACGCCGGAGGAGCUGGAGGGCUCGCUCGAGCUCCCCGUGCUCGUGGACGAGGAGCGCAUUGGCCGGACGGCCCUGCAGACGAACCGCGCGCCUCUGGUCUUGGCGUUCGCUGCCGAGCUGCUGAGGUACACCAUGCCGGAACAGCCGCCGUCCAGUCGGCUGUCUCUCGCGCAGGCGGUCGUGAGCGCCAAUUCGAGGUCCAAGGCUGUAAGUCUUGGCUUGGAGAAGGGCCUCAGCGCGGACGACGAGGGGUGGGGCCAAGGCCAGCCGAGGGUGCGCAUCAUGGGUAGAGAUGUUGCGGUCCUCAAGAGGGGCGGCUAUGAGUGGAAGGGCGAGGAGACCGUUGGUGGCGAGGAAGGGAAGAGCGGGACUCGGGCUGAGACGACUGAGCAUUCUGCUCCAGAGACUCAGUUUGCUUUCGAGCCUACUUCCGCCAGUGCGUGGUCUGCUUCUCAACCUCUCUCUUUGAAACAGUCAACUUUUAUUGCGCGUACGACACAUAUUACCGACGCAGCCCAAAGACAGGGGCUCAUACGUUCUCUACUCGACGCAAACCCAGCUCUCAAGUCAGCGACUCACAACGCAUGGGCCUUUCGUCUUAGACUGCCUGGCGGAAACGGAGGCUCGGCCAGGAUUCGUGAAGAGUCUUUCGACGAUGGGGAGACUGGCUGCGGCGACUUAAUGCUCCGGAUUAUGAGAGAAGUUGACGCGGUGGACACGAUGGUCGUUCUGACACGUUGGUUCGGGGGAAUCAUGCUCGGCCCAGACCGGUGGAGGCUGAUGAGGAAUUGUGUCACAAGCGCACUUGCUGAGCGCCUAAGGAAGACAGGCGCUGCGGUGAGCAUCGGUGGCGAAGCGGUUUGGGGACUAGAUCUAGAAAACAUGCGGAGCAAGGCGACUGUCGGAGGGUUUGGGAGCGGUACCCCGCAACACAGCUCUACUAGUCUUGGUGGGCUGCAGAUUCAUAGGCCAGAGGCCGCAAGAAGCUACUUAAUGAAGAGCUUCGGGAGUGCACCAUCAGCCGAGAGGCUGGCCGAGCACGACGACAACGACCAGCCCACCAGCCCUCCAGAGAAGGGCAAAAAGGGAGCCAGGGCUUCGAAGGCUGCGAAGAAGACACUAAAGGAACAGGGCGCGGAGAAGGAAGAGAACCUGGGCCUGCUCCUCGGGGCCUUGAGGCUACUCUUUGACAGCUGGGCGGAUCAUCUCACCACGGCAGAUCUUGAUCGAAGAGCAUGGAGUUGGUAUGUGGCUGUGCGACCAGAGGUCGAGAGCGGUCCGUCUGGAUGGGGCGCCAAAGGCUUGCUCAGGCUGGAAGACAUUCUAAAGCUCCGGCGGAAAGAACAGAGCUAAUUCCUUGUAAACUACGUUGGGCCAUGGUUGCGAAGAGCUAUGGCGUUCAGGAACGAUUCUCGUAAAGCAAUUCGUAACCUUUUCUUCAAAGACCCGACGGCGCGUCGUCACAUGGCUUCCUAUACAAUUCGUAGCCGUUUCAGUGGUAGAUGUAAAAAGGCAACUCAAUCGAACAGAUAAUUAAUGGGAGGAACCAUUGAUUGGAGGGAUUCAUUUGGUAACACAGUUGUAACCGGAA